Molecule: messenger RNA, 1416 nt
Organism: Aspergillus steynii IBT 23096
Lineage: Eukaryota; Fungi; Ascomycota; Eurotiomycetes; Eurotiales; Aspergillaceae
Exons: 2
Coding region: 1-1416 (471 amino acids)
Biological process (GO): amino acid transmembrane transport
Cellular component (GO): vacuolar membrane
Molecular function (GO): amino acid transmembrane transporter activity
Source: RefSeq, a predicted model, not a curated record
AUGCACAACAAUGACACUGCCCUCCCACCAUAUACCAUGUCAGAAUCAGCAAAGGACACGGGCGGCCUUGGUCCCGACGAAAUAUCAAAAGUCGAGGCAUCUUACGAAAAUGCAAUCGGCACCGUCACUGACUUAGAGAAACACAAGACUGUCCAAGGAGAAGCAAAAUUCCGCCGUCUUGGCUGGAAGCGAAUGGCCGUGAUUCUGCUCGUGGAGGCCAUAGGUUUAGGGACAUUCAGUCUUCCCAGUGCAUUCGCAACUCUUGGUCUCGUUGCUGGCGUUAUUUGCUGCGUUGGCCUGGGGCUGGUGGUCAUCUAUACAGGGUAUCUCGUCGGAAUGGUGAAGAUUCAUUACCCCGAAAUCCACCAUUAUGGAGAUAUCGGCGGCCUCGUCCUAGGCCGAUGGGGGCAAGAGCUGGUGGGCGCCCUGUACGUGCUUCAGCUGAUCUUAAUGACGGCAUCUUUUUGCCUCACUGGAACCAUUGCAUUCAACACUUUGUCCGACGAGGGUGUCUGCGGUCUAGUCUUUGGCAUUGUGUCGGCUAUCUUAUUAUUUCUUCUUGCAAUUGCGCCAUCCUUCGCCGAAGCAGCCAUCCUAGGAUACAUCGACCUCGCCUCCGUGACCAUCACCAUUGCCAUCACGAUCAUCGGCUCUGGGAUUGAGGCAUCCAACGCACCGGGCGGUAUAGCUGGAAGAAACUGGUCUGCAUGGCCAGCUCCAGGCACAACGUUCAAGGAUGGAAUGGUCGCGAUAUGCAAUAUCAUGUUCGCUUACAGCUUCAGCAUGUUCAUUACCCCUUUCAUGUCUGAGAUGCACACGCCCAAAGACUUCAUGAAGUCAGUUUGGACCUUGGGCAUCAUCGAAAUGGUAGUCUAUACACUCAUCGGCUCGCUCAUCUUCGUUUUCGUCGGCACAGACGUCCAAAGUCCCGCUCUCCUUUCUCUCCAAGGCGUGCUUCCCAAGGUGGCAUUCGGAAUGGCGUUGCCUUUGAUCUUCAUUUCCGGUGCCAUCGGUAACACUGUCACCGCGCGAUAUGUUCACCUACGCAUAUAUGAAAACUCCAUUGUUCGCUUCAUCAACACUCCAAAGGGCUGGAUCACUUGGAUUGUGACACUCGCUGCGAUCACCAUCAUUGCUUGGAUCCUAGCCGAAUCCAUUCCCUUCUUCGACGACCUUCUUGCGCUCAGCUCUGCUCUUCUUAUUUCUGGAUUCGUGCUGUACUUCCCACCAGUCAUGUGGUUCAAACUUAUUCGCGACGGGAAAUGGUACGCUCCGAAGAAUCUAGUCCAUGCUGUUUCUUGCGUCCUCGUUUUUUUUAUUGGCUUGUUGGUCCUCGGUGGAGGCACAUACGCCAGCGUUCAGGAUAUCCGACAUCAUUACAAGAUUGGCGCUGUCCGGAGUCCUUUCUCGUGUUAG